Molecule: messenger RNA, 1762 nt
Organism: Pseudogymnoascus verrucosus
Lineage: Eukaryota; Fungi; Ascomycota; Leotiomycetes; Thelebolales; Thelebolaceae
Exons: 2
Coding region: 98-1669 (523 amino acids)
Biological process (GO): transmembrane transport
Cellular component (GO): membrane
Molecular function (GO): transmembrane transporter activity
Source: RefSeq, a predicted model, not a curated record
CGCAAUACAAUAAAUAGAAUACAUACCGCCCUAAAAGUCAAAAUGGUUGAUUUUCAAUUUACCUUGGGUUACAGAUGCGCCCAUAGCAAAAUCAGACAUGAACAAUGAGCCAAAGUUGCCAGAUCAAUCAGAUCUGCUGUCAGCGACCUCAAAUGGCCCAGUUGUCGCCACAGAAGUCGAGAAUGACAAUGUUGCCGUUGUAGACGACCAGCCUUUUUCUAUAUUUUCAGAGUUUGAAAAGCGACUAUAUGCAUGGUCUGCGUCUUUAGCUGCUUUUUCCGGUCCAGUCUCUUCUACUAUCUACUAUCCGGCCCUAAAUCUCCUGGCAGAGGAUCUUAAUACCACAGCCACCAAGAUAAAUUUGACAAUUACUACCUACCUGAUCUUUCAAGGCAUUGCACCGACUAUUGUUGGUGGUAUUUCCGACAAAUACGGCCGAAGGCCUGCAUUACUGACCUGCUUCGUCGUCUACAUUGCCGCCAACACGGGUCUCGCGUUGCAGCACAGUUUCGCUGCCUUACUUGUCCUUCGCUGCAUCCAGAGUAGUGGCUGCAGCGGUACAAUUUCAAUUUCCAAUGGGGUAGUCUCAGACGUAGCCACGAGGGCUGAACGUGGCAGUUACGUGAGUCUGGCAGCGAUGGGACAGUCGCUUGGCCCUGCACUUGGUCCCAUCAUCGGCGGUCUCUUGACGCACUUUCUGGGCUGGAGAUCUAUCUUUUGGUUCUUAGACAUUUACGCCGGGGUCAUGCUCUGCUCUAUUCUCCUCUUCAUGCCUGAAACCUGCCGCAACAUCGUCGGCAACGGCUCCGUUCCCUCGCAAAAAUGGAACGUCUCCCUCAUGACCUACCUGACCCAGCGAAAGCUCCGCAAGAACAACGUCCCCGUGGCGCACAACACAAUCCAGAACAAGAAGAGACCGAGCCUUCUCGCAUCCCUCUCCAUCCUCGUCGAAAAAGAGGCCUGCCUCCUCAUGAUAUUCUGCGCCUUAUACUUCGCCGGCUUCAGCAUGAUAACUGCCAGUCUCCCUUCCCAACUCAGCUCCACCUACAACUACAACUCCAUCCAAGUCGGCCUCUGCUACAUCCCCAUAGGCGCCGCAGCCAUCUGCGCCAAAACGGUCGUUGGCCGGGCCAUCGACUGGAAUUUCCGCCGCCACUGCCGCAUCCAGGGCGUCGAGAUCAUCAAGUCCCAGCAGCAGGAGAUUGAUGAUUUCCCAGUCGAGCGCGCCCGGCUGGAAGUCUCGGUGCCGCUGGUUAUCAUGGCGUGCGUGGGAGUCGUCCCGUACGGUUGGGUGAUGGGACUUGAACAUCCGCCGCUUGGAGCGGUUAUCGUGCUUCUCUUUCUCUUCGCGUUCUCGGCAUCAGGGCUGAUGCAGACGAUAACGGUGCUGCUGAUCGACUGUCACCCCGACAGUCCCGCGGCGGUGUCGGCGGCGAAUAAUGUGCUGCGGUGCCUGCUUGCUGCGGGGGCUGUGGCCAUUGCCGUGCCAUUGUUUGACAAAAUUGGGAGGGGUUUGACGGGCACGUUAUUGGCACUUGUGUAUGCGGUGUCCUGCCUCUUGUUGUGGGCUGUUGUGGUUAAAGGUCCGGGAUGGAGGAAUGAGAGAAAAUUGAAGAGGGAAGCAAUAGAAGAAAAGCGAGAGGAGGAAGAAGGGCGUCAUGGAAUAUGAAAAUAUGUCGCGGCACAAGGUAGGAAAACUUGUAGAAGAUAGACUGAUAUAUAUUUAGACGAAUGAAUGAAUCAAAGUAUCCAACUCCUUUUA